Prionailurus viverrinus (fishing cat) is the source of this 850-nucleotide messenger RNA. It is a transcript of the gene DIRAS2, whose product is annotated as DIRAS family GTPase 2. Gene Ontology annotation, molecular function: GTPase activity; GDP binding; GTP binding. NCBI's taxonomy places the organism in Eukaryota, Metazoa, Chordata, Mammalia, Carnivora, Felidae. Gene Ontology annotation, cellular component: plasma membrane. Gene Ontology annotation, biological process: signal transduction. The coding region runs from base 162 to 761 and encodes 199 amino acids. The record is from RefSeq and is a predicted model, not a curated record. The transcript has 2 exons.
AUUCACUCGUCUUCUCUGGUAGGAUUUGCCUUGGUCCGCUCACAAAAAUGUAUUUCAACGGCAGAUAAUCAUUCGAUACGUGCUGAGUGUUUCUCCCACGAUGGGUUGGAUGCCCUGAUGUGCUGGUGUCUCCUGGGUGCGAGCCGCGGCUGUGGAGCAACAUGCCGGAACAGAGCAACGACUACCGGGUGGCCGUGUUCGGGGCAGGUGGCGUAGGCAAGAGCUCGCUGGUCUUGAGGUUUGUGAAAGGCACGUUCCGCGAGAGCUACAUCCCCACGGUGGAGGACACCUACCGGCAGGUGAUCAGCUGUGACAAGAGCAUCUGCACGCUGCAGAUCACGGACACCACGGGCAGCCACCAGUUCCCGGCCAUGCAGCGCCUGUCCAUCUCCAAGGGCCACGCCUUCAUCCUGGUCUACUCCAUCACCAGCCGGCAGUCGCUGGAAGAGCUCAAGCCCAUCUACGAGCAAAUCUGCGAGAUCAAAGGGGACGUGGACAGCAUCCCCAUCAUGCUGGUGGGCAACAAGUGUGACGAGAGCCCCAGCCGCGAGGUGGAGAGCGGCGAGGCCGAGGCCCUGGCCCGCAGGUGGAAGUGCGCCUUCAUGGAGACCUCGGCCAAGCUCAACCACAACGUGAAGGAGCUCUUCCAGGAGCUGCUCAACCUGGAGAAGCGCAGGACCGUGAGCCUCCAGAUCGACGGCAAGAAGAGCAAGCAGCAGAAGAGGAAGGAAAAACUCAAGGGCAAAUGCGUGCUCAUGUGAGGCCCUGCGGAGCGGGGGGCGGGGCCUGGCCCCGCCCCGCCCCCGUCCCCUCCCACGUGACCCCCCCGUCGUCAGGGCAGCAUGUACGA